Messenger RNA from Eimeria maxima, 834 nucleotides. RefSeq names its product dynein beta chain, flagellar outer arm, putative. The record is from RefSeq and is a predicted model, not a curated record. Gene Ontology annotation, cellular component: dynein complex. Gene Ontology annotation, biological process: microtubule-based movement. Gene Ontology annotation, molecular function: dynein intermediate chain binding; dynein light intermediate chain binding; minus-end-directed microtubule motor activity. The coding region runs from base 1 to 834 and encodes 277 amino acids. The transcript is spliced from 3 exons. NCBI's taxonomy places the organism in Eukaryota, Apicomplexa, Conoidasida, Eucoccidiorida, Eimeriidae.
AUGAUUGUAAACGCAGAGCAGCCGGAAUUGGAAACCUCAAAGCAGGCUUUGACGCGCAAGCAGAAUGAAUUCAAAGUCACCCUAGCCCAACUUGAAGACAAGCUUCUCUUUGAACUCUCUAAUGCAGACCCCGAACUCAUCCUCGCCAACACCACCCUCGUUGAAAGCCUCGAGGAAACCAAAAGAACCACCAAAGAAAUCCAACAGCAGCAAGCGAUGGCGAAGGAACGAGAGGAGCAGAUAAACAGGAGUCGUGAGGCGUAUCGCAGUUCUGCAAAUGAAGCCUCUCUGUUGUAUUUUGUGUUGACACGUCUCCGCAGCAUCAACCCCAUGUACCAGUACUCUCUGGACUCCUUCAUCACAUUUGUGUAUAAGGCGAUCGACAAGACAAAAGCAUGCGAUACGAUUCAAGAGCGUUGUGUGGAAUUGACAACUUCCAUUAGAACAACCAUCAUAACGUGGGUUGGCAGAGGUUUGUUUGAGAAGCACAAGCUGGCUUUCUUGACAAUGCUGACCUUCGAGCUGCUGCGUGGAGGUAAACUAAAAGACGCGUUUGACUCACAGCUGCUUGAUUUCCUCUUGCGAGGACCCAUCAAACCGGUUUCCGAAAACCCCCUUGCUGACUGGCUGCCGAACAAGGCCUGGUUUGCUGUUCAAAAACUUAUUGAACUCCCUGGGUUUGAUAACUUCGCCACAAAUAUGCAAAAGGAUGCACCCUCCAGAUUCAAAGAAUGGUUCCAGGAACUUCAGCCCGAAAAAGUCAAAUUGCCACUGGACUGGAAGACACUGGACUCCAUGCCGUUCAAAAAGCUCGCGGUCCGUCUGAAGUGUUGA